AUGGGUCCCCAGCAGCUCUCCUGGAGCCAUCCUAGGAAGUUUGCCCAGGGUUCUCCUUCUUGCCGCCUAUGCUCAAACUGGUACAGUCUGAUCAGGAAAUACAGCCUCAAUAUGGGCCACCAGUAUUUCUGUCAGUACACGAAGGAUAUAGGCUUCAUUUAG
Molecule: messenger RNA, 162 nt
Organism: Neomonachus schauinslandi (Hawaiian monk seal)
Lineage: Eukaryota; Metazoa; Chordata; Mammalia; Carnivora; Phocidae
Product: 40S ribosomal protein S29-like
Exons: 1
Coding region: 1-162 (53 amino acids)
Cellular component (GO): cytosolic small ribosomal subunit
Molecular function (GO): zinc ion binding; structural constituent of ribosome
Source: RefSeq, a predicted model, not a curated record